AUGGCAAAGGUGACGGUGUUCACGGUGCAGGCGACGCGCACGUUCAACUUUGUCGCGGGCGACGUGCUCGUCGUCCCGCGCAACUGCGGGCACUACAUCGAGAACAUCGGCGACGAGCCGAUCGAGAUGCUCGAGAUCUUCAAGUCGCCCAAGUUCGAGGAGUUCUCGCUGAACCAGUGGCUGGCCGUCACGCCGCCGACGCUCAUCAAGGACCACUUGCAUGUGGGCGAUGAGUUCGUGAAAGCGCUCGACAAGGGCCACACGCCUAUCCGCAGCGCCGCUGCGAAGCUGUAA
Molecule: messenger RNA, 294 nt
Organism: Fibroporia radiculosa
Lineage: Eukaryota; Fungi; Basidiomycota; Agaricomycetes; Polyporales; Fibroporiaceae
Exons: 2
Coding region: 1-294 (97 amino acids)
Source: RefSeq, a predicted model, not a curated record